UGCGCUGGCUGAAGAGAAGAAUAUACAAAAUUCAGAGAUACAGAUACAGAGAUUUUUUUUGUGAUUUUUAUUUUUUGUUGUUGUUUGUUUCAUAAUUUAGCAAAUGGAAAGAAUUUUAUAUAAACUCAAUUUUGUUAUGAAAUGUAUUACAAAUUUGCCGCUAUGUCUACAAAUGUGCGUUUAAAUAGAAAAAACAUUUUUGUAAGGUGCAUGUAGCCAAUUACUUACGUACUAGAUACUAUAGUGUUUGGAGUGACAUUUUUUUUUUUUUUUUGAAAAUAGUGCCAAUUUAUAUUUAGAUGAUUUACCUGAGCACUCAACGUGCUACAGUCUAUCCUGGGAAAAUUUAUAUUAAUUCAAAUCGGGAAAUGAAAUAUUCCACAAUGGAUUUUGAUAAUGAAUCAACUUUUGAGGAAUUUACGGAUACCAUUAGUAACUUGGAAUUAGAGAAAGAAAAAGACUUGCCAGCCCUUACUUGCGUCGAUCUAUUCCCAGAUCCACCACAUUUGGCAGCUGCAGAACCACAAGUUAAGCCAGAAGAAGACGGAAGUUUAGCUGACGAGGAUGAAUUUCCAGGUUUUAGAUCAGCUGAACUUAAACCGGAAGAGAGCCAAAAUGAAAACACAAGUGAUAGCAUAAAACCACCAUCUGAAUCACAAGACGAAAAGUCAUCGCCAUUAGAAUCAAUCGUCGAACAACGCACAGAAGAUCAAUUAAAAAGCCCCGCUAUCAGCACUAUCAGCAUUGCAAGUGCACCAGUUUCACCGGCUGCAUACUUCUCAUCGGCUGAAAGUGUUGCCUCAACUGGAUCGUUUUCGAAAAAAUCCAAAAAACGUUACUGCCGUCAAUGUGAUCAAUAUUUUCGAAAAACUCGUGAACUUCACGAACAUCUUAAACAGCAUGUUUCUAUGCCAGAGAUUCGUUUAGAAAGACUAAGUGAUGAUCAUGAAAAAGUCAAAGAAUAUUUAAGCUCAUUAAGUUCAAAAGAAAACUCAAAUAAUGGCGGUCUCAAAUUGAAAUUGAAAUUGCUGAGUUCGCAAAAUUUUGAAGUUGUUCCAUCACCGAAAGCUACGAAACCUGCUCAAGGAGAAGAAGCCCGUAUUCGAGUUUUGAAAGCUUCAGAUAUUAAGUGUAAGACGGAAUUGAAUGAAAACGCUCCACAAGAUCCCUACCAUCAGACUAUGAGUCCGAAAUUGCCAAAUUCAUUUCUUACUCCAGAAAAUAAAUAUUUCGAGUGUCCCACAUUCGAUGGGCUUGAUGGUUUUGCUGAAGACAUGAACAAUACCAACGAAGCUACUGAUGAUUUGUUGAAAAAACUACUAGAAAAUAAUAAGGAACAACAGCCAUUUCCUAGAGAAGGAGAAUGGCCAUCCGGUGCCAAUGAGUUUAUAUCUAUAGACAGCCUAGCGCCGCGAUGCAAUGUUUGUAAUGUGAAUUUCUCUCAUCCAAAAUAUCUGUUUGAGCACAAACAGCUCACCGGUCAUGACUAUCCUAAUAGAAUGGCCGAAAAUCAUCCACAUCCAAAUUCACAUCCGGACUAUAGACACCAUCCGCAGAGCAAUUAUAUGCAUGGAAUGCCGCCACAUCCUGGUCAAAAUAUGGCUCCUCUGUAUCAACUCGCUCAGAUGCGAGGUAACUUCCACAAUUACGGACCGCGAAUGAAUGUGAGGCAAGUUAUGCAUCAUCAUCCGCAGCCGUCUCCGCCACCAGGAUUUCAUCCUUCCCAAGGUAUGAUGACGCGCACCCCACCACCCCUUUAUCGAGUCAAUGGAAACCCUGCUAAUUAUCCACCAGCUCAUUUUAUUGAAAAACGACCUGAGCUAUACGGCCCCGGUUCUAGCCAGGGUCAUGGUGCGCCCGGUGGACCACAACAGCAUCAUCCACAACAUCAACAACAGCAUCAUCCACAACAUCCACAACAGCAUCAUCCACAGCAUCAUCCACAGCGUCAACAACAGCACCCACAGCAACAUCCACAACAGCAUCCACAACAGCAUCCACAACAGCAUCCACAACAGCAUCCACAACAGCAUCCACAACAGCAUCCACAACAGCAUCCACAGCAGCAUCCACAGCAGCAUCCACAACAGCAUCCACAACAGCAUCCACAGCAGCAUCCACAGCAGCAUCAACAACAGCAUCCACAACAGCAUUCACAACAGCAUCCACAACAGCAUCCACAACAGCAUUCACAACAGCAUCCCCAACAGCAUUCACAACAGCAUCCACAACAGCAUCCAUCACAACAACAACAUGAUCCUGAUAUGAUGCGCCAGCCUAUUUUUUUGAAGUCUCGGCUGCAGAAAGCUAUUCGAGGACGAGCACAAGGCCCAUCAAAUGAAUGUCGUACAUCACCGGGGAUUCUUACGGAACAAACAGCCAUAAGACCAAGAUUCCUGGGUCCAACACCUCCAAUGCCUGGUCAGAUGCAAUUUCAAAGAGCUCCGGGUCCAACCCCACCGCGGCAUCAGGGAGAGCCCCCAGUUAAACGUAUUAAACUCGAAGGGCCCCACUUCUCAUCUUCGUCUUCCUCGUCUCCAAAUGGUAUAUCCUCUCCUGGAAUCAGUAAUUCACCUGGACUGCCGGUUAUUCAGAGCGUUCAUAGUGGUGUUAGCAACUUCCCACCAUUAAGCGAAAAACCCAAGUCAUCAUUAAACAGCGAUUCCGUAAGUCCGUCUUCCAAAGGCCCCACUAAAAACCCAAAAGACGUUGCCAAUAUACUAGCUACCAGAGGAAUAACAGUUACACAUAAAGGAAAGACAUCGAUCGUUCCAACGGCAAGCAAAGGUGCAAAUUCAGCAACAGCUGCACAAGAAGCUGUACAAAAGCUUCAAGCUAACAAUUCAGUUAGUAUAAUUUCUAAAAAGAAACCCAUCGAAAUUAAUGUAACAAAGGUGCCUGCAUCUGGUCCUGAUGGUAGUGGCAAUCGGAUCCCGGCCAAAUUUCUCUCCUGCCCUGUUAUCACGUGUAAGGAAAAGUUCCUCACUAUUGAAGGUGUUAAUCGUCACGCUUUUCGGUGGCAUGGGAUUCCAAUGCCAAAUGUAGAUCGGAAUCAAAAGCGCACUGUGCGAUGCCGGGAAUGCAAUCAGCUAUGUGCUACACCCGAAAGUCUACAAGAACAUAUUCGGCGUGAACAUGAGCCAAGUGUUAAUGAAAUUGGUAUACCUAUUGUGGAUUUGCGUAAUGAUGAAGUAAAAAGAAAACUAGCAGGAUUGGGCAUUUUCAAUUAUGUACCGCUAACUGCGGCUGGAGCUAGUACAAGUUCACUGGCAUUCCCAGUGGUUUCAGUACAGGGAGCAUCGAAUCCAAGUAUUUGUAAUCUUUUAGGCUUAGGUGCUAGUUCAGUGCUUUCGUUAGGACCUAUUAAGUCGAUUGCGAUACGAAAGACAAAUAAUAAUGACAAAAAGUGAAUACUCAGAUCGGACAAAUAAAGUAUUGGAGGAAAUUUUGUUAACUAUACAUAAAUAAUUAGAUUAAGUUUUUUUCUAUUUAUAAAAAAAUAAAAUAAGCUAUAUUAAUAGUUAAAGAAUGAAAA
Molecule: messenger RNA, 3535 nt
Organism: Episyrphus balteatus (marmalade hoverfly)
Lineage: Eukaryota; Metazoa; Arthropoda; Insecta; Diptera; Syrphidae
Product: bromodomain-containing protein 4-like
Exons: 3
Coding region: 300-3410 (1036 amino acids)
Source: RefSeq, a predicted model, not a curated record